Drosophila eugracilis is the source of this 1696-nucleotide messenger RNA. RefSeq lists its product as uncharacterized. The transcript has a single exon. Gene Ontology annotation, biological process: negative regulation of phosphatase activity. The record is from RefSeq and is a predicted model, not a curated record. Gene Ontology annotation, molecular function: phosphatase binding. Bases 88 to 1518 code for a protein of 476 amino acids. Lineage: Eukaryota; Metazoa; Arthropoda; Insecta; Diptera; Drosophilidae.
CUCCUCUGAACUUCGUCGCGAACACUACAAUAAAAGUACCCUUUAAAAAAACCAAGACACCAUACACCAUUUACAUACGCGAAGACAAUGAAGCGUGUCCAUGUGGAUAACUACGCCCCAAAGUACUACAGCGGCAAAUGGUCAUGGGAUUCGGAGAAGGACUGCCUUCACUUUCAGGCGCACAACGAUUUGGAGAACGCCCGAGAGCGGUUCAUCAUGACCAAUGGCUACAGGUUCUUGCGUACCAUGGACCAGGAGGAAGAGCUCAUCUUCCGGCAGGAGUAUGUGCGUCCGAAAAGUAACAACAGUGACACUGUGGUAUUGCGAGACAUUAGAGACUUAGUGCUCUAUCUAAUGCCCCGAGAAUUUUUAAAGUACAAAUUUAUUGAGUUCAUGCAUCAGCCGGUAGUGCAUUCUGUUCUCCACGCCUUGGUGAUAUACUUUGAGUACUAUUUACGCAUGGUGGAGUUUGUGUUGAUUCGUCGAGAUGAACUUCACGGCCAGGUCCAGAGUGCGCAAACCAAUGACAUGAAGAGAACUUAUUCAGUUUACUUGAGCCAGUACCGCAUGUUGAUUGCCCGAAACUAUUGUGAGGUGAUUAAGGGCAAAGGAAGUAUGUCCAAGUACUAUCACAUGAAGGAGGUUUCCAAUAUUUCAGCCACUAUCCAUGACAAGUGCUUUCAUGAGCAGUUCUUGGCAGUGGCCAUCCAAAUAGUCUGGAUCUGCAUGCACCGCAGGGCGUACUACUUCAUUGAAAUGGAAAUGAACCGCCUUUUCCGCUCCGAGCACUUCGUUUCCGCCCAUCCUGAGUAUCUCAGUUUCACCGAAGCAGAACGCAGUCUUCUCUACGGAAGGAAUAGCAAGAACCUGAACUAUCGUGUUCAGAUCUCUCCGUUAGUCCAGGAGUUGGAGAACGUAACUCCAGAGGAUUUACCUAUACUAUGGAUUGGAAGGCGCAAGUAUAGGGGCAAUGAUAUUCGUAUUGCUCAGAUUGAAAUGGAAUACGUUGUGCCUGGAUCACAGCUCACCUUGAUUGACGUCUGCCAUGGCAUCUUGGGUCAUCCGAAAAAGCUCUACAACACACUUCUAAGUAUUGACUGGACUGCUGUUCGUUUCUCGAACUUUACGGAGCAAUACGAUCCUUACCAUAUUAUCCGGCAUGCUAACUUGGAAAUUCCCAAGAUAGGGGUACUUGAGAUGCGGAAGAUGUGCGAAACCUAUGGUCACUUCUACCAGGUGAACCACAUUUACGAGCUAUUCACCCAUCAGCAAAUUUGCAAGUGGGUCAAACGGGAUAUCAACAUACAGUUCUUUAGAUCGGGAGGUUUGCUCACGAAUGUUGUAUCGCGAUGUGAAAAUGAGUUGAGCAGCACAUCCUGUGAGCAAGAAAUCGACCAGAUUAUUUCCCAUUACUUUGCCAUAAUGUCCAAGAUACGAAAGGGAGAUUCUGAAGAAAAACAACGAUACAGUGCCGUAAGCAUUUUUAAAGCGUCGCGAAGAAGGGAAGCCAGCUUAUAAGCCGGCUAAAUUGGAUUAAUCCAAGGAUAUGUCUUGUGGUGAAAUCUCUUGAAAACUAGGGUAGGGCCUUGACUUCUUGAAAGGAUGUUCGUGCAAUUGUACAUUUUCAAGCUGUCUACAUAAAAACAUUUACAUUUACAAUCAAAGCAAUUAAUAAAUCUGAAUAUAUUAAUAUUAA